UUGUUCUCAUUUAAGAUGCUCAAGUGGGCAAUAGUUUCCAUCAUCUUUCACCUUAAUAUUUUUAAAUUGUUUGCUUAUGAAUGGAACACACUUAAUCUACCAAAAGAGCAUGUGGCAUAUUUCUUAAAUAAUAAUCCAGAAGUGCAUAGGCUAUGUUCCAGUGAUGAUGAUUGUCCUUACAAGGUAAGCAAAAACAGCAGCAGUUAAAAAUCAUCUUGGUAGUACAACCAUUUGUAUUUAUGUUAGCCUUAGGGGUUAUGAAUCGGGUUCGGCGUGGGGGAUGGAUUCAAAAUGUUUGGAAAGACCCAGAAAAUCAGGUUUAUAUCAGAGGUGCAAGAUUGAGGUAGGGGCAAUAUUUUGAAAUCAAGAAGUAUGGCGCCACAAAAAGUUUAAGAACCUCUAACUUAGGGUAAAGUGUGUAAAUUGUUUAGACAUUGGAAUUACUUAAUAUAGGUAAUUCUAAUAUUCUUGUAAGUUUAAUUUUAUGUUGCUAUUUUUUUACUACACCCAAAUAAAAGUAAAUUUAUUUAAUGGGUUGGUCUAUUUGAAAUAUAGAGUCACAACUUUAUUAAUUUAAGUUUAAUAAAAAUGACUUUUUUUUUUUUUUACAGCCAAUGCUCAAUACAAAAAGAUGCUGGGGUUAUGAAAAAUUGUGUGAUAAAAGUGAUCAGCUGGGUCAGCCCGAUUGCUCUGGUGAUAGUCAACAUUGGUGAGAGUGUUUAGCCAAAUAAGCCCAAAAUUCAACCCCAAAAAAUAUUUAUCUCUAUACAGUAAUUUACUUUAAAAUCAUUAAUCCUAAAAUAAAAAACAGGACCUAAACUUUAAAACAAAUUCUUCUAAAUCUGUGAAUACCUCUCAUCUUUCACAUUAAUCUUUAAAGAAUGUUUUAUUCCAUCUUUUUUCUGCAGUCUUCUAGAUAUUCUAAGCCAUCAUCUGCAAAAAAAUUUCUGUCAUGGCACACCCAGAACAUUUCCAGAUUUCCAUGGUACACCACAAUUAAAACAUAUAGAAAAAACUGGUCUACUGUUUUUAACUCAUAUCCUUUAUCAUUUUAUAAUAUAACAUAGAAUUAGUUUUCAGGGUAAUAAGGGGAGAGACUGCAAUCAGGGUAGCACAAUAUAAAAUGAGUAAAACAGAGUAGGGUUAAACCUGAAAAAAGAAAAGCAACAAAACAACGAACGUGUCGGCAGAAAGCCUUCGUCAGCGAACAAAACAGCAGAAAAAAACGGUACAAAAAUAAAAUAAGAAAUAUCACUUAGCUUGGACGUAGUAUCCGUGGGCAGCAAAGGAAUUGUGACAGAAAGUAAGUGAGGGAGAGAUUAAAUAGGGAAGAGCGAAAGAAAAGAGGAGAAAAAAGUCCACUGCGAUAGGUCAGGACGUGGAGGGGCAGAGCUAGGGUCAAGCUGUGAUAAGAGACAUGACAUUCAUCCCAUGUUGUGUCAAAGUACCAUAAGUCAGGAUCAGCCUGUGUUCCAAAUUGACCCGACUAGAUGUGUUCGUGCUAGCAGGCUUAUACCAUUUCAUUUUCUUUUUACACAACAGCUUGUAUCCAAUUUAAAGGGGUAAUUUUAUGGUUAAUUUAAAGAUUUUGUACGUGUAUUGAUUUAACAAUAAGAAACAUUCCCAUUCAAACACACACUUUAAAAUGGUCCUUUGAUACUAAUUAAAGCAGCCACAACUAGCUUAUGUAAACUACUGGAAGUAUUAAACAAUACAUCUGUGAAAAGAGUGUGAUCAAAGAGAUAUAUUUUACUUGUUGCUUCAAUCAAAAUUAUAUUGUGUUGACAUGUUUUUCAUCCCCUGGAGUAAUCUUACAUCCUAUCUCUUUUAAGCGCACUCAGACACUCCUAAAUCCUUCAAUAAGUAAAUAUGUUUCUUUUAAGUCUUUUGCUUCAAUAAUAGUUUACCUAACUGGGUCGCAUUGCUCCUCAUUUCUUAAAUCUGCUUAAAUGCAUUGUUUUACAUAUUGUAUUACCAAAACUAGAUUAAAUGAAUCUCUUUUCAUUUCUUGUCUAUUUGAAUUUGUCCAAUGUUUGAAACCUUUUUGGUUAAUUGUUGUGCUUGUUUUUUUCUUAUAAAAAUCAUCCUUAGGGCUAAGAGUAAGGAAGAACAGCUAGAGAAAUUUUGGACCACUGCUGACUUUGGAAUGGUUCUAGAGCGGAGAAAGGAAAUAAGAGCUUUUUGCAAGAGCCAGUCGAUUGUAAUUUUUGUGUAAUUGUUUGUAUAAUAAUAAACUGUUUGUAAUAAACUGUUAACUUUGUGAAACAUUAAAACUUUGCAACUAAUUUAUUUAAUUAAAAAAUAAGCUAUUUGUGAUAAAUAUACAUCAUUGUCAUGCUUUUUUUCCCCAGGAUGAUUCUAGUCUUGACUGUGUCAAUUAUCUGAGAUAUUGUCGGGCAAAAAACAUCUUCUUUGACUUCUCCACUGCUAAAAUGAAGAAACAAGGAGAAUGGUAAAAUGUCAAUAAAUGUGUGCUUUAAAAGUUUAAACUUUUUAUGUCAUAAAAUGUGAAAUCAAUACUAUCUUUAUUAGCAUUCUUGGAUUAUAAUUUAAAAUCUGAAACAUUGAAAGUACCGGUAAUAUUUUUGUUCCUUAGCACAUUUGGGUAAAAAUUGAACACUGAUAUUAUUUUGCAUAAAAAAGUUUACAAUUUGUUGGCAAACUUAUGGAAUAUUUCAAAAUAUUCACUAUGAAUGUUAUGCAAUAUGAUUGUAAUGGGAUGUUAAAUAAAAUCUCACUUUCAUCAAAUUAAUAUAAGAUAAUCAGAACAAAAUUUACUAAAUACUUAUUGUGACUUACACAUUUCCCAAAAGAAACUCAAACUUUUUUUUAUUGUAAGUUUUGUUUAAUCUAAAUUAUAAUUUUUAAAAGAACACCUUUCAAUCAAUUUUUUUUUUUUUUAAAAAGAAGCAGAAUCAUAUUGUUCGUUAAAUCUUUAUUUGGAAUUGGAAAAAAAAAACAAAAAAAAAAACAUGGCCAAAGCACAUCCCUUAUCUUUUAACUGAAUCAUUUUGAUUGACCAUAAAGUAAUAUCGUGGAACAUCAAAAGAUUUUCAAAUGGACAUCAGUUUUUAUAUGUUUAAGUGUUUUUCAUCCCAGUAUUCUUUGGAGAGAUAUUUGGAGCAACUUUAUAUCAUUUGAUGUUAAAAAAAAUUAAGCAUUAUCAUAUUAUUAUAUUUGAAAAUUCAACACAGGAAUCGUUUCCGUGAAGAUUUCCUCAAGCCUGGACAGGUUGGGGGUCACUGCAAACUUGAUGAGAAAAGUUUGAAAGCUGAAGGAGAGCACAAAAGUCCACUGCAGUCCUGGUGAGUCUUAAUUUAUGCAAAUAAAUAAACAACUUAUGAAAAAUCAACCAAUAAGUUUUAUCUACUGCAUGCCAAAAUUUCUUAUACUGAUUUAGGAUAAAACAAAAUUUAACAGCCGAUCUUGAAAGGAAAAUAAAGGCCAUGGAGAUGAGAUGCUUCAGAAGCAUUUUUGGCAUCUGCUAUAGGGAUCAUAUCUCCAAUGAUACAGUGAAAGAAAGGGUUCGUCAGGCAAUUGGGGAGUACGAUGACCUACUGGUGACGUUGAAAAAACGCAAAUUACAAUGGUAUGGCCCCGUAACAAGGAAACAAGGGCUUGCCAAAGAAAUAUUGCAGGGCACCACAAGAGGAGGGAGAAGAAGAGGAAGACAAAGAAAAAGGUGUGAGGAUAACAUCAAAGAGUGGACAGGACUAACACUGGGCGAUGCAGUGCGUAGUGCUGAAGACAUAGACGAAUGGAGGAGGAUGGUUCACAUGUCAUCUGUGGCGCCCCAACGGUCUAAGGACUAAGGGAAAUGAGGAUGAGGAAAAGGAAAAUUUUAGGAUAUGCAUGAUAUUCAGGGUCAGCUUUUUCACAGUAAAAUUUAAUAAUGUUUCAUUCCAAAAUAUCAGGCAUUUUUAGCAGAUCUCCAGUGGCUGCCGUGUUAUUAAAAAAAAAAAGAAAGAAAAUAUUUUAUGAAUAUUUUUGUCCUCUGUGUCUAAGUUUAACUUUUUCCCACCAUUGCUCAACUUUUUAAAAUAUAUGCACCACCAUUGAGCACCUCUGUAGACAUCAGUUUUUAUUUUUAAUUUAAUAGAACUAUUCAUAAGGGGAGGUAAGCCUUGAAAUUUUAAUUUAAUAGAACUAUUCAUAAAAAGGGGGGGGGGGACCUUGAAAUUGUAAUAUUUCACCCAUUUUGUAUUAAUUUAAAUAAAAAUAAAUAGCUUAAGAUUAUCUUUCAUCUUAAAUAUAUUAUAUAUAAAUAUUGACAAUUAAUUCUUUUUGUUUGAAUUUUUCCAUUUUUAUAAUCAAUUCUGAAUCUUGUGUUUGCAUGAAACAUAUGCACAGUAAUAUAUUUUAAUAUAUUUUUAUUUUUUAGGUUUGCCGAGCUAGAGCAUUACACCUCCUUGGAUUUUAUUCCUUCUGAUGGCAGCCACUGUGAUAUUGUUAUAGACAAACCCACUUACCUGAUAAAACUUGAUGCUGGUAAUCUAUUUCUUGGCAACUUGAAAGCAUGGAGCAUGGUCAGCAUAAGCAGUUGGCUUUUGUGUUCUUUAUUACAAUGUGUGGAAGUGCCUCUCGAAAUUCGCUACCAUUAAAAAAAUAAUUGGUGGGCUGGAACUUAGGGAUUAAAUCUAUAAAUUAAUUACUGCUAAUAUUUAAAUAACGAAGACAUAUUUUGGAGAACAAAUUUUGAGAAGCACUUCAAAUAUGUCUUUAACUCUAAAAGUAGAAUAUCUUAAACCACAUGUGCAUAAGGGGGCACAGUUUGGUGUAUUAGUUUAUUUUUUAUUUUCGUUUAGUCAUUCUUUUUAUGAAAUUAUAAAAUGCUAUAUUGUGAAGCAGCAACAUUAAGUACCUGGUAUAAAUAAUGUGGCAGCAGGUAACCCAACUGAUAUGACACAAGUUCUUUCAAUUAUUUUGUAUUUACUCAUUUUUUUCAUGUGCUGAUGAAGAUUGAGAAUUUUAGCAAAAUGUUUUAAAUUUAAAAAGAUUUGACAUAAGAAAUAAUAAUUUCUCUUGACAGGUAUUAAUAUGUAUCAUCAUUUCUGUGAUUUUGUCAACCUCUAUGCCUCCCAGCAUAUCAAUAACUCCUUUGGGACCGAUGUCAAUAUCAUUAUGUGGGAUACGGUAUGUAUCAUAGCUCAAAUCUUUAAGUCAUCUUUACUUCCACUAUAGACAACUGUUCUCAGCUGUUUAUCAAUAGGUUUAUUUUUAUGAAGAUCUGGGAUGAGAAAUGCCUGCAAGCAUUCCUCAUGACAUGACUAAGAUGUGCACCACAACGAAAGCACAAUUGCAGAAGACGAAAAAAAACAGCUCUGACAGAAGCAGCAGAUAGACGGAAGUGAUAUCCUUAGACCCUAUUUCAAGCACCAGUCAGCCAACAAGAACUAAUUAUUUCAAUAUUUAUCGUUACGAUUAUAUUUAUCCAUGUUUUGUUUUUUGGAGUCACUUCAUAUUUUAAAGGUAAUUUUACAUCAGAUAAACACAAAUUUUCUAAAUGAUACUAAAAGAUUUUUACUAUUUUCAGAGUCCAUUGCCUUAUGGAGAUUUGUUUAGCCUAACUUGGAAAGCUUUUACAAAUUAUCCCAUUAUUCCACUGAGUGAUUUUGAUGGAAAAAGGGUAAUUAAGAGAUAAUAGAUGACAGCAUAGCUUUCUUUGAGUUUUUUGUGUAUCAAAUAAUUCACCAGUUUUCAUAUGAAUAAAUUCAGAAAGUUCAUACUAUUAAAUAAUAAAUUAAUUUUUUAAAAUAUUUUCUUUAUGUUGUUGGUUAAAAAGAAAUAAAUAUCUAUUUUACAAGUUGCUGUGUUUCUGCAAAGCUAUUACUAAACCCAAUGUUUAUCACCUCUGUAUUUACUUGUCCGUGUAAAAAAAAAAAAAACAUGUUUCCAAGUUAUUCUCUAAAUGUUUUGUUAAUAUAUCAUUACUUAAAUUUGGUUUACACCAUUUCUUUAUCAGGUUUGCAUCAAAGAUGCAGUUUUUCCACUUCUUGCCAGAAUGCGUUUUGGUCUUUUUUACAACAUGCCUUUGGUUAGUGCAUAAUCUCAUUUCUGCUAGCACAUGUUUUACACUGCACAGAAAAUGUUUUCUGACCAAUUUUAAACAAAUUAAAUUAAUACUGCUUUCUUUUUUACAUCGUCUUUGAGAAUUAUGAAAAUUUAAGUUUACUUUAAUAAAUCUCCUCCCUUUUUGUAAAAAUAUAAAACUUUGUUGUUUUUUUCCUCACCACUCCUUACAUGGUUAGUAAGUAGAUUUUAAAAAUUAAUAAUCUCUUUUAGAUUCCUGGCUGUCAUGGCAGCAGUCUCAUAAAAGCUUUUUCACAACACAUUCUUCACAGACUGAACAUCCCACAACUAGGGCCCAUGGUAAGCAUCUAUCACACUCUCUUGUUGAAAAUACAAUACUUCAUAAAAACUAAUUUAAAGAAAUAAUCAAGUUUAACAGUUCAUCUUGCAAAAGAUUUUUAAAGUUCCUUUAAAUUCAGUGUUCAUUGUUUACAUUUCAGAAAGAUAAAAUUCGUAUCACAUUGCUAAUAAGAAGUACGCAGUAUAGGAACAUUAUAAACCAAAAAGAGGUGGGUCCAAACCUAUUACUGGUUAAUUAAUUUAAGAUAGAAAUUGUUUUUGACCAUUGUAUUGAACCUAUUGAAUUUAGUAGUGAAAACAAUGAUUAGCUAACAAAAUAUUUUGUUUUAUAAUGUGAUAUUAGGAAACAAAUUAUUAAUCUUAAAAAUGAGCUGUACCGGUACUGCAUCUUUAGGGGUGUGGGUGACUUGAUUCUGUCACUGUAGUCAGUUCGACAGUUAGCUAUCUAAAACAGACCAUUUUAGGAAAAUUUAAUGAAAAACAAGAUACAUUCACUAUCUUGCUGUGUAUGUACAAUUUAUUUUAUGUUAUAUGACUAAAUUAAAUCAAUGCUAUGAACUGCCAUCUUGAUAUAUUUCAGCUUGCCUCUGCCAUGAAAAUAGAUGGAGAGUUUGAAGUGACUGUUGUGGAUUAUAAUAGGUAGUUUUUCAAAAGUAUUUUUAUCUGAAAAAUAAAAAUAUGCCUAACUUUUUUUAUAGUACUUACACAGAUGUGCAAGCUAAUUUUACUCAUGGCUUUUCUGAAAAAUCUGACUAGCUCUUAAUUACUCCCUUCCUUACACUCUUCUUUCCCUUGCCAUCUAUCUACAUUCUUUCUUUUGCAUAUACCCUCCCCACUUUCAAUUUGUUAUCACAAUUUCACUUAAUACACACUUUCACUCUCUUUAUCCCUACCCCCACCCCUGUCCCUUAUUCAUUCCCCCUAUUACUUUUACCAGAGUUUGAGUCACCCUUUCUCGCGGGACCCAUCCCCACCCAUGCUAAUAUUCUGCAAUUAUGACUUGCCUAAAACCCCAUUUUCAAAGAUUUGUGUGUCAUAUUCUCAUGAAGUGUUUUUUUUUUUUUACAGACAUGUUCCCUUUGACCAACAGCUGAGCAUUUCCCAUAACAGUGAUAUUUUCAUUGGUAUGCAUGGUUCAGGCCUGACCCACCUCUUGUUUCAGCCAGACUGGGCGGUUGUCAUGGAGAUGUAAGUAAACAAUUCCUAUCCUGUCACUUUUGUUUGAAGUUCUGACCUUUCAGCACUAGUAAUGUAUUGGGAUAGCCAAGAUUUAUAUGGAAUAUACUUUCCAGUUAACCAUCUUAUUGCUGAUGUAAAUACAUCUUAUGGUGGGUGUUUGGAAAGAAAAUUGCUUUGAAUUUAUAAGUGAUUUCCUUUUCGGUGUUGACACAAUUGAGACACCUUUGUGAGUGAAUGUCAGAGUUAGUCCUGUCAGCACACUCGAGGCGAUAGGGUGAGUGAAUGUUUGAGUCAGCCCUAUCUGCAAGAGUAAAAGGAUGAGAAGAAUUUGCAGUAAGUGAAUUAAUUGAGCAGACAGAUCAGUUUAUUACAGCCAGUCAGUUUACUAUAGGAGGCAAUUUGUUAUAGCGAGUCAGUUUAUUAUAGGAGACAGGAGGCAAUUUGUUAUAGCGAGUCAGUUUAUUAUAGGAGUCAGGAGGCAAUUUGUUAUAGCGAGUCAGUUUAUUAUAGGAGUCAGGAGGCAAUUUGUUAUAGCGAGUCAGUUUAUUAUAGGAGUCAGGAGGCAAUUUGUUAUAGCGAGUCAGUUUAUUAUAGGAGUCAGGAGGCAAUUUGUUAUAGCGAGUCAGUUUAUUAUAGCCGGAGUGUACAAAAAAUUAGAGGUUUUUUUCAUGACCUGUAGGUUGAAUUUCAUCUUAAAUGUUAUAAAUGUCAUUGUAUGAUACAUGUCACAACUUGAAAUAUAAUGAAAUGUCAUCAACUGUAAUAUCUUUCUUGCUUAAUUCUGAUGUUCAUUUUUAGAAGCUCUUAUUUAUUGUCCCGGCCAUCUUUAAGUUGUUAAAAUAAUUAAAUAAAUCUAAACUAAUCAUGCAACUGUGAAAAAUACUUAAACUUAAAUAUUCUCUGAAAAAAUGGGCAGCAAAGGAUAAAACAAUCGAAUAAUUUGGGAUUAAGAAAUAAUCAACCACUAAGGAUUCUUUAAAAAUCAACUUCAGUUACAAUUGUGAAGACCCAGGGUGCUAUUACGAUUUGGCUCGACUGCGUGGAAUAAAAUACAUGACUUGGGAGAAAAAGUCCAAGAUGGUUCAAGAAGAUGAGGCAAGUGCCAUUAUGAGAGAUAAAAAGAAUGUUUUUGGGGCGGUUGAAAUCUUGUCAAGACUAAUUUUUAAAUAGUUUCCAUUCAUAUUAGGUUUUUAAAUUUAACUUGUUAUUGACAGAUUUUCAACAAACAAAAUUAUUUAAUAUUUUACGUUGUCUGCUCCCCAUGCCAUGGCAGAGCACAGUUUGAGAACCACCAAGCUAGAGAAAAUAAUAAAUAAAGCCAAUAAAACUUCACAUUAUUGUUAGACUAUAUGGAUGAUCUUGGGAUAAUUCUUCUAUAGAUUCCUAACACAUAUCGGUUACUGUGCAUAUAUAGGAUAUAUGACAGCAUAUGUUUGCAAAUGUCAGUGUAUAGCAUGUAUUUGUUACUGUGAGUGUAUAGCAUAUAUUUGUUCUGUGAGUGUAUAGCAUAUAUUUGUUACUGUGAUUUUAUAGUUGUCACAAAUAACAUUUUACUUGUCCCUGCCAACAGGGACAUCAUCCAACUCUUGGAGCUCAUGCCAAGUUUACAAAUUAUGCAUUUGACGUCAACGAAUUUAUGAGAUUAAUUUACACAGCCGCCGACCAUGUGCGGAACCAUCCAGCAUUCUUGGAAGCUCGGAGAAUUUUAUACACUUUGUCAGAAAGUUCCAAAGCUGGGAGCGAUUCAUUGAAAGAGGAGAAGGAUGAACUUUGAUAGGACCCUGUGUUUAUUUUUAAUUUAAUUAAAUGAAUUCCAGCUUUGCAGCGGUCAGUCAAGUCAUAAAUAUGCAAUAUUUCAAGUAUGGUUAUAAAUUUAUGUAAUCAACUGUUUUAUAAUCUCAUGCCAUAUUUCAUCAUACGUAUGUGCCUUUUUAUUACAUGCCUUACGGCCGGCAGCAAUUUAACUUUUUUUUAAAAUCUCAAUUCUUUUGUUACGGAGGUUUUCUUGCAUUUUUUAGUUUCGAGGGUUUAAAAGGAAAGCUAAACUGCUAUAAAUUGUUUGUCCUGUUGUUACAUGUGGCCUCUGGCUUUUAUUAUUAUAUUUUUGUUUAUCAUUUAUCAAAAGUAACUGGUACCUGUAUUCUAGGCCAGUGAAGCAUUGUCUGAACUAAUUUUUGUAAGGAAAAUGUAUUUUGCACUCAGU
Lymnaea stagnalis (great pond snail) is the source of this 9751-nucleotide messenger RNA. Lineage: Eukaryota; Metazoa; Mollusca; Gastropoda; Lymnaeidae. The record is from the annotation of a GenBank genome assembly.